Solanum stenotomum is the source of this 1419-nucleotide messenger RNA. RefSeq names its product L-2-hydroxyglutarate dehydrogenase, mitochondrial. Gene Ontology annotation, cellular component: mitochondrion. The transcript has 5 exons. Gene Ontology annotation, molecular function: (S)-2-hydroxy-acid oxidase activity; (S)-2-hydroxyglutarate dehydrogenase activity. Lineage: Eukaryota; Viridiplantae; Streptophyta; Magnoliopsida; Solanales; Solanaceae. The record is from RefSeq and is a predicted model, not a curated record. Bases 3 to 1292 code for a protein of 429 amino acids.
AGAUGAUGAAACCCAUAAACUCAAUCACAAAAACAAUAUUCCAAAAAUUUAAGAAUGUCAGUAAUCCCAGAAAACCCCCAUUUUCAUCAUCAUUAAUUUUGGAAUCAAUUCCAAGGGAGAAAGUUGAUUGCUUGGUGAUUGGGGCAGGUAUAGUGGGCAUUGCAGUAGCUAAAGAGCUUAGCGUAAAUCAUGGUAGACAAGUUUUGGUUUUGGAUUCUGCCCCAAUUUUUGGAACUGGUACAAGUUCUCGUAAUAGUGAAGUUAUUCAUGCUGGCAUCUAUUACCCUACUAAUUCUCUCAAGGCAUCUUUCUGUGUUAGAGGGAAAGAAUUGCUCUACAAGUAUUGCAAAGACCACGAAAUUCCACACAAGCAGAUAGGCAAGCUAAUAGUUGCUACUGGAUUAUCAGAGGUUCCAAGAUUGAGCGCUCUCAUGAAUCGAGGAGUUCAAAAUGGGGUUGAGGGUCUGAGAAUGAUGGAGGGAUAUGAAGCUACUAUACUGGAGCCCGAAUUGCAAUGUGUUAAAGCUUUAUGGUCACCUUCCUCAGGAAUAGUGGAUAGUCAUUCCUUGAUGCUAUCAUUGGUGGGCGAAGCUGAAAGUCAUGGGACGACUUUCUCUUACAAUACUGCUGUUAUUGGUGGUCAUAUUGAAGGAAAUCAAAUUCAAAUUCAUGUUUCUGGGAGCAAUGCCAUUGCAAACUGGAAUGGGAGCUCUGAAUUGGACUCUGAACUUAUUCUUAUUCCAAAGCUUGUAGUGAAUUCUGCAGGCUUAAGCGCUCCAGCCAUUGCAAAACGAAUGAAAGGUCUACCUGACGGUAUUAUACCUGCUUCUCAUUAUGCUCGUGGUUGCUACUUCACACUUUCAAACACUAAAUCCCCUUUCAAGCAUUUGAUUUAUCCUAUACCUGAGGUUGGUGGCCUUGGAGUGCAUGUUACCUUGGAUUUGAAUGGUCAAGUCAAGUUUGGUCCUGAUGUCGAAUGGAUAGAAGGAAUUGAUGAUAUUUCAAGCUUCCUCAACAUGUUUGAUUACUCUGUGCGUGAAGACCGUGCAAAUCAAUUCUACCCAGCAAUAAGAAAAUACUACCCUAGUCUAAAGGAUAGAUCUUUGGAGCCAGGUUAUGCAGGCAUCAGACCAAAACUUUCUGGUCCAGAAGAAGGUCCUACCGAUUUUGUAGUUCAGGGAGAGGACAUUCAUGGUAUAUCUGGUUUAGUAAACCUGUUUGGGAUUGAAUCACCAGGCCUAACUUCCAGUAUGGCUAUUGCAGAACAUGUUGCUGCUAAACUACUGAAAUGAUAUGAGAUUUCUUCUGCUCGCGCUGAAGUGAUAUUUUUAUGUUGCAGUAGUUUCAGUCAGCUGUUAAGUUGGAGAACUCUAUAGACAUAAAAAUGUAUUAUCAUUGAAAUUUCACCAUCUAACAAGG